Messenger RNA from Opisthocomus hoazin, 1170 nucleotides. The record is from RefSeq and is a predicted model, not a curated record. Lineage: Eukaryota; Metazoa; Chordata; Aves; Opisthocomiformes; Opisthocomidae.
AUGGAGGUGACGAGCAGCAUUCACCCGUCCCAACAGGCCCGCUGCCACCCCGCUCCGCCCGAGGCUUUCCCGGAGAACAGCAAAUCGCACCCGGGCACGUUUGUAUCCGCUUUCACCGUGCUGUGCGGAGCCCGGACCGACCUCCCCGACAGGCACAUGUGUUGUGUCUUCUGGCUGAACAUUGCUGCUGCUCUGAUUCAGAUCCUGACGGCGAUCGUGAUGGUUGGCUGGAUUAUGAGUAUAUUUUGGGGGAUGGACAUGGUCAUUCUCGCAAUUUUGAGAGACUCAGAAAAGAAGAAUAUCCCAAAACAGCUGGUAGUGCAGAAAGUCUCAGUCUGGGGAGGGUUAAACAAGCUGAUGAUUUCACUGAGCGUUAAACGGCUGAAAGUCCCUUCUCCUGUGGCAUCAGAUGUCAGACUGGCAGCAGAUGCCCCAUCCCAGAGACCCAGCACCUGUACAAGAGGUCCCCUGGGAACAAAAACUGGUAGGAAUAACUCCUUGUCAGCACGGCCAGGGUUUUGCUGGCUUUUCUGCCUGUCCCUGUGCUCCAGUGAGAAUGGGAGAAUUGGAUUAGUCGGGGAAGAGCUUGCAUGGAAAUGCUGCCCUCCCCAGGACUGCCGUCGGUCUCCCGAGGACAUCCCUUCAGUUGCACUGCGUGCCGGCUACGCUGAUUGCGUGAGGGAGUUUGGCAGCGCUGCACAGGAGAGAAGAGAGCAGGGCUUUGUGCCAGGGACAGACCGGGCAGAGCCCAUCCCCUCGAGGGGCUCCCGGGGAACUCACAGUGGGAAGCUGGCAGCAAGCUGGAGAUACGUGCAUGGUGGUCACAAUUCAUACACUGGUGAGAAGAACCACGCAGUGAAGACACAGAGGGCCAAAUUAAUCAUCCCACGCUUUUACACCUCUUUCCGGAGCGCUGCAGAGGGAGGCCGCCCACUCCAGGAUGCCCAACAGCACCAGGGCCGGAUAAUCUGCCCCCACCUGCGGGACCUGUGCCGUGCCGCUAGUGCCCACCGUGCCGUGCCGAAGCCGACCCCUGCCUCCUGGCCAGCACAGCCAGACAUUGCAGCCAGCGAACACUUGGUCUGGUCAAAAGUGCGUGGCACCAGGCUGUCCCGGUAUCAUCGUCUGCUUCUUAAAUGUACAUGCUUUAGGUGCCAGUUUUACAGCUAA